Gongylonema pulchrum is the source of this 354-nucleotide messenger RNA. Lineage: Eukaryota; Metazoa; Nematoda; Chromadorea; Rhabditida; Gongylonematidae. The record is from the annotation of a GenBank genome assembly.
AAAGCCGACGAAUUGCUGAAGCUAAUUACAUCACAUACACUCAACGAUACAUCUUUUGUCGAACUUCGUGAGCGUCUGGAUACUUUUCGCCAGUGGUUGGAUGAUUAUCGUGAUACGAUCUGGGAUAGCGCUGGUCAGGAUACGGUAUCGGCGAAUAAAAUUACAGCUGUUGUUGCAAAGCGAGUGGAUCGUUUUAAAGCCGUGGCCGCGAAUAUCAGUGAAAUAAAAGCCAAAGCGGCGGACGAGAUUAGUGAAGCUAUCAAUAAAGUGGAGAUAGCGAAAAAGGAGAAAAUUCUGAACAUGUUCGAUGAUUUCAAGGUUAUUCAUAAUUUCUCUUGCAGUUUACUUCCGUGA